Molecule: messenger RNA, 942 nt
Organism: Haliotis rufescens (red abalone)
Lineage: Eukaryota; Metazoa; Mollusca; Gastropoda; Lepetellida; Haliotidae
Product: probable ATP-dependent RNA helicase DDX23
Exons: 1
Coding region: 1-942 (313 amino acids)
Cellular component (GO): nucleolus
Molecular function (GO): ATP binding; RNA helicase activity; nucleic acid binding
Source: RefSeq, a predicted model, not a curated record
AUGGACGGUGAGAUCAGGAAUGCUAAACAUGCCAAGGAAGGUGGGAAACACUAUUCGAUCAAACUAAAAAGAACUUCGAACCAUGAAGCACCGUCACUCGAUGAACAUGCUGAAAUUAAGCAGAGACGGGAAGACCGUCACUGGUCUGAGAAAUCUUUGGAGGAUAUGAGCCAAAGAGAUUGGCUUACCUUUAAAACUGACCAUAAGAUCAGGUGUAAAGGAGAAGGAAUUCCCUGUCCCUUGAGAUCAUGGAAUGACCUCUCAGUUCCUAAGUUAAUAAGAGAGUUUAUUGACAAAAGGGGAUACAAAAAACCCACUCCUAUCCAGAUGCAAUCAAUUCCAAUUGGUCUACAAAACAGGGAUGUUAUUGGUGUUGCUCCUGCUGGUAGUGGGAAGACAGUCGCCGCACUUAUUCCUCUUUUCGCGUGGAUUCAAGGAUUGUCCAAGCUUGAGAUGAUGGAAGAUUCGAUCAAAGCCCCUUAUGCUAUUAUUCUUACACCAACACGUCAAGUGGCUCGACAGGUGGCGGACGAAUGUCUUAGGUUUGGCGAAACAAGUGGCAUCCGAACCGCCACAGUUAUCGGAGGUAUGACUCGUGAAGAGCAAAACCUCCAGCUUGGUUCGGGUUGCGAGAUUAUAGUAGCCACGCCAGGUCGACUCGCUCAUACUCUGGAGAAACGUACUCUUGUUCUCAGCCAGUGGACAUUUGUUGUGAUGGAUGAAACCGAUUGUAUGAUAGAAUUUGGCUUUGAGUCUGAUUUGUGUAGGAUCCUUGACUUAAUACCGGGGUAUAAAGAGCUGCCAAAAACAGAGGAUGUUGAAGAGGAUGGGAAGAAGUACCACCAGACUGUCAUUUUCACAUCAACCAUGUCACCAACACUGGAGCGUUUUGCGCGUAGCUUCCUUCGUGACCCGUGCAUGGUACACAUUCAUUCAGUUUGA